Molecule: messenger RNA, 3227 nt
Organism: Drosophila simulans
Lineage: Eukaryota; Metazoa; Arthropoda; Insecta; Diptera; Drosophilidae
Exons: 3
Coding region: 1375-3126 (583 amino acids)
Source: RefSeq, a predicted model, not a curated record
CAGUUAUGUUAUAGAUUGUUGUAAUAUAAGCCGCUGUUAUGACUUGACAAAACAUUUGUUUGUUUAACUCUUUAGCACCUAAUUACAUUCCCAUUUUGCGCUUCCCAGAAAGCUUCUGACUUUAUAUACACCUCUUCUCCAACUUGUUCAUAAAAAACUACGUUUCCGGCUGUCCAAAGACUGGAAAACCUUAAUUAGGCAAUAUUUAACGUCACAUUUAGCCCACUAAUCCCAUAAGACCAUAAGCAAAAUACACUUUACACAGCUUAGUGAGCCCAAAAACAGCGAACGAAAGCAGCUCAAGGGUCGUUCGACUCGCCUGGUCUGGGCCAACUCAGAUGUUUGUAAACAAAUAAAACAAAACGCGGCUGAGAGAGGCGGUGGGGAUAAAGACCACUUGCUGCUCGGUGCGCAAUUGGCUUGAAAUGCAGCACGGCAAAGAGAGCGAACAAACCAAAACAUAGAGCCGAAUCCCGAAUCCACCGACUUGGCCACCUGGCUGCACUCAUCGCCAGUCUCACAGAAGCGCUCAAAGCGUUCGGUCAGCCCAGCCAAGCGGAGUCCCAGCCAAUCCAGCCAAGAAAGAAACAAACAAAAUAAGAAAGAAAUCACGCCGAAGAAAAGGCGACUUGGAGUGACUUUCGUGCUGGAGAAAGGCCUAGUAGACCCACGGCACAUAAGCAUAUCUGCAUUUUUGCAAGCCUAGCACAGCAGUCACAACCGACCAAAACGGCCACAUUUCACUACCGAUUAUUAUUCAUUAUGCGGUGACAUUGAUUCUUGGGGCCAACGUGCAUUGUCAUCGCUGGUUCAGGGCUAUCGGGAUUACCAGUUGGUGGACCCAAAAACCAGUUGAAGGGCAACGAGACCAGCAGCUGAACGCCGAGAGAAACUCGGCGCGCAUGCGUCCACGUGCAUAAGUCACUCAAGCCCAUUGAGUCUUCUCUUUGAGCCUUUCCGUUGGCCAACUGGAGAAACUGGGUCGAGAACGAGACUUGGCCACAUGCUGCUCAAACUGUGGGUGCGCGGAAGUGUUAAGUUGGUUGAACAAAUGACAAUUGCAUCACAUAACCAGCCGCAUAAAAGGCAACAUAAAUGCGCUAACUAACUAACCACAAUAAACGAAAAAUGUGUAAGAAACCCAUGGGUAAAAUUGGCAAACGUUCGAGUUGUGUGAAAAUAAUAACAACGCGGUCCAGCCGAUAACACAAAAGCCACGCUUUGUUCGCGAAUCGUGGGUAAAAAACCAAAAACCGAAAACCGAAAAUCAAACAACGCAGCUAGCCAAUAAAUAAGCACUAGCCAACAAAAACCAAUAAUACAAGAAGCAAAAGUAAUAUAUAAAAGAAAAUCGUAGUGGGCAACAUUCGCGAAAUGUCCAAGCAGUUGAAAACAAAUUCACUUUCGUUGCUGCAUUGCCAGGCAGCGCUGCUGCUGCUGUUUUGUGUGGCAGCGCUGCAGGCACAACAGGCGCAGCAAAUAGUGCAGCAGCAGCAGCAGCAACAGCAACUGCCAGCUGGUGUUGCAGCGACGACAGCCGCAACAUCGCCUGCCAGCAGCAACAUGAGACUCUUGAACGCAACUUCAGCUGGUGUCGCCGCCACUUUCAUCGACAACACCAGCAGCAAUGCCAGCAGAAACAACCACAUGGUCCAAAACAAUGAAAAUCCCGCCUCCUUUGAGCAGCAACAGCAGCAGCAACAGCAGCAGCAACAAGCUACUGUGCAAUAUGCACAUAUAUCGCCAUCAGAUAAAGAAGUAGUCGAGCGCCUGAUCAAACAGUGGGCACCGAUCGUCUGGCUGGCGCCGGAGGAGAAAUUCAUGCCGCUGGGCGUGGAGGAGUUUCUGCAGUAUGUUCAUCCCAUGGACAAGGAUAGCAACUUCCGGCCAGGAGUUCCGUUUCGAGAGUAUUCAACGAAAUCCCACCUGGUCACCAACAAUGAAGUCCAGGAGCUGCUGAGCAACGACAAAUCCUUUCUGUACGGACGAAAUCCUAAUGAGAAAGCUGUGCCCAUCUAUGGAGUGGUCAACUUGUGUCCUUCGACGAGGGCACCGCCAAUGCCGGUUGUGCCCACACCGCCACCCACUACCACACGAGGCGUCUACAUUCCCGUGUCCAUUGAUCCGCUGGAGGAACGCAAUGACACUAUUCGGAGAUCGUCCAGGCUGUUCCCACUCUUCCAGCGAGUUAAACGGGAGUCCCCAACCGUGGCCCAGUACAAUCAACUCAAUGAGUAUGAAGAACUCGUGAUGGAAGCUACACAAAAGCCCAAUGUACAGCAGGAUUCCGAGCCAGAUCCGGAAAACGGAGUACCAGUGAACAAUUUUAUAGCCAACCUGGCGGACAAUGUGAAGUUCAGCGGCGGCACUGAUUCCGAUGACAAUCUGGAGGAGAACAGCAUUGGCCAGGCGCCCGAAAAGGAGGAGGGCUCAGGAAAGGGCAAGCUGCCGGGUUUCCAUGUGACAUACUGGAUGUUUUAUCCCUAUAGUCAGGGUAAGACCAUGUGCACCGUGAGCUUGGGUCCUCUGGGAAGGAUUCCCUUCCCGGCUGUGUAUGGAUAUUGUCUGGGCAAUCGUAAGGAUAUCGGCAGCCACGUGGGCGAUUGGGAGCACAUGAGCCUCUAUUUCAACGGCGAUGCCGAGCCGCAGGCCAUGUAUGUGUCCGCCCACGAUGCGGGAGCCUAUUACAGCUAUAACCGGUUGACGGGAUCCUUCGAGUUCCGACGCCAGGAGACGCGCAAGGGUAUCUUGCAGCGCCCCAACUUCCCCAAAACGGUGACAACCUUCAAGAACCAUCCAGUUCUGUUUGCCGCCAAGGGUUCACAUGGUCUAUGGACCGCGCCAGGAAAGCAUCGCUUUGUUAAGGUGGCACGCCUUUAUGAUAUUAAUGGAUUCGGAACGCCAUGGAAUACUUGGAAGGCCGUGGACAUAAGCUACGAGAACCUGAGAUCCUAUGGUCGAUCGCUGGUGCCGGAUUGGCUCACAUAUCGCGGCAAAUGGGGUAAUCCCCAGAGCCAUUGCCAUCCCUUCCGGCGGAUCGGUUUGAAUUUCUGUGAGUUUACGGAUGGACCCACGGGAAUUCCCCUCAAGGAACCCCACUUUCAAUGCGGUGCUGAUUAUCGCUAGCGACGCAGUCGGAAAAUAGGACCCUUGCCUAGGCUUAGUCUAAUGUUUAAAAAAGUAUUUAUUGUGAAAACCACCCAAAAAGAUCCCUUAAAGAUUAAAAA